Rotaria sordida is the source of this 1950-nucleotide messenger RNA. The record is from the annotation of a GenBank genome assembly. NCBI's taxonomy places the organism in Eukaryota, Metazoa, Rotifera, Eurotatoria, Philodinida, Philodinidae.
CGGAAGAGGACUUACUACCCUCCAUGUGAUCCAAAAGAAAAAAAAAAGAAAAAGAAAAAAACUAAAACUGAUACCUACAUUUUAUUUUAUGGCUUUGUUCGACGUUGAAUUGUUCCAUAUUGUAGUGUUGAUAUUGACCUAAAACAUAAAAGAAAAGAAUUAGUUUAUGAUUCAACAAAUUGAAUGAUUUCACAUAGAGAAUCAUUCAUAUUUAUACUCCAAAAAAGUUAUGGGGAGAGAAGAUCAUUCAAUUUUUUUUAAUGGAUGUAUGAUUAAAAGAUGAAUUUCAUUAAGCUUUAAUCGGGACACACAGAUACAUUGAGAUAAAAUUCAAUUACAACUAUCUUAAUGUAUGGGUGUGGAUAAAGCUUAAUUGAUAUACAUAUUAAUUAUGCUAUGUUAUCAUUGAUCAUCAAUGAUAACAUGAACGACGACUUAUGGACGAGAGAAGACAAAAAAGAAAAUUAUUCUCUUGACCUUUUUCUUUUUCUCUCACUUUUACAUUUUCAAUAUGUGUACAGAAUAGACGAACACGCCCGCAUACUCACAUGUAAGGUAUGUUGUCAUUUGUUAUGUUGUUUUUCUUUUAGAGUCUGUUGAGUUACUUGUGAAAAUAUUUUGUUGUUGAUAGGCUCGAGCAAUGUUAUUAUGGCAAAAAUUAGAUUUGCAGAAAAGAUCAUGAAAUGACCCAGUCUCAAAGAUUCGAUAUUUUUCAAAGAUUUUACUCGUCAUACACUUAAGAAAAAAAUCUAUGUAUACUUCUUCGACAAACAUUGUUUGAUUGUUCGAUACAAUAGCAAAGUCUGAAUACAAACUCGCUUCUCAACAAUCAAACAAUAGUUUUCAAAAAGAAUACGUAAUUUUUUUUCUUAUUUAGCAGUCGAAUAAAAUCAUAAAAAAAAUUAUCGAGCUUAACGAGAUUGAAUGCCUGCGGCCUUUUCAGUUUUCAUAGACAAUUAUGGAAUUCUUCUCGCACUAAACUAUUGGGCACUGUUAUUGAAUUUUAAUUGCAACAGGGAUGAACUAGUUUAAUUUCCUUGCGUUAUAUUAACUCAUUUAUACACAGCGUUACUUUCAUUUUCGGAUGAACUACUCUUUUAAUUUGAAUAUUGUUUUUCAUAUAACUUUUAUUUUUUUCGAAUAGAUUUUAGAAAAUUUUAUGCUAAAACAAUGGAAGCGAUUUAUAUAUUACAUGAAAAAGAUAUGGACGCUCGUUUUUAUGUUUAUGUUAGGGUAAUUUCAUUUUAUUGAAUAGAUAAUGUAAAAAAUAAAAAAUUAUUUCGAAUGGAUUCAUAAACAUAAAGCUCAAUUACGUAGACAACAUUAGCUGCAUUUAAUGAUACGACCUAUUAAAUGUUUACUUAAAUAUACAUCAACAGCAUAUAUUGAUUAUCAAUUAUUAAUUGAUUUAUUGGACUAAUAGUAUUGAGAUUUGUCUAGUAAGAAAGUGAUUCCGCCAGUAUUAAGUACAUUUUGUUGUUAUUGUUAAAUUUUUGGUCAGAGUUCCUUGUUAUACAUCGUGAUUAUAUAGAAAAAUUUCAAGUUAUUGAACUUUUACAAGAAUUAGCAACAGCACGAACACAUUUAAUCGUUUCUUUUCUUCAAUUGUCUUGAAUAUAUGUUAAGAACACCUAGUAUGAAAACAUUUUACUUAUUCAAUUAAGGAAUAUUCAAAGUUUAUUUGAUAUUCAACUAUUAUCAUUAACAAUUGAUGAAACUGAAAAAUUCGGAAUACUUUGUUCGAUUGAAGGUCAAAUACGUCAACAUAUAUUUCGUGUUAUUAAUGAAAAUACAAAUACUAGUAGUCAUAGUUCAAAGUCUUAUUUUACUGAUUCAAUGUCUUCACUAUUACCGAUUUCAACAUUAUCGAAUAAUACUCAUCAUCAUGGAAGUAAUAAAACUUAUUCUUCACUUAUUCAAACAUCACUUGAGAAUUUAGACAUUGGUUGA